Medioppia subpectinata is the source of this 599-nucleotide messenger RNA. NCBI's taxonomy places the organism in Eukaryota, Metazoa, Arthropoda, Arachnida, Sarcoptiformes, Oppiidae. The record is from the annotation of a GenBank genome assembly.
UCAUGUAUUUUGAUUUUGGUCUUAAUUGAGUGCACUUUGAUUGGCUUUUAGCUGACAUUUGGCGGCCAAUGUCUUCGCGAUGGUAUCCGCGGUAUGUGUUGGGCAACCCUCAGCUCCGGGUCUUUUUGCCAGACUUUUGGAUGGUUUUACAGAAACCCAAAGACCCGUUACCCGCAAAUCGGGUUCAAUUCAAAAUACCCGUUAUUAUGACCAAAUGGGAUGUCAGGAACUAUUUGGAGAAAAUCUACAAAAUACCGGUCGUAAACGUGCGGACAGUCGUCCGCUGCGGCGAUAUUAAGAGAGCCAAUGGGAAGAUGUAUCUCAUCAAAGAGGAGGACUACAAGACAGCGAUCGUUGAUUUGCCAAAGGAUAUGACAUUUGAAUUCCCGGAACUCUUCCCACACGAAAAAGUGGAUCAAAUGUCGACCGAUUUAAAAGAUGGUCAGAAAGAGCUAGAAUUCGGGACAUUAAGGGAAAAACGGAAGAAUCAAAAGAAUAUGAGAGACAACGUUCCCGAUUGGUUCGGUCUCUAACACACAAUCACAUCAUUUGUUUAGUUUUGUAGACAUUUAUUAAAUAAAAUCAAUUAGUAAUAUAUA